Molecule: messenger RNA, 4745 nt
Organism: Enhydra lutris kenyoni (northern sea otter)
Lineage: Eukaryota; Metazoa; Chordata; Mammalia; Carnivora; Mustelidae
Product: torsin-1A-interacting protein 2-like
Exons: 7
Coding region: 906-2288 (460 amino acids)
Biological process (GO): endoplasmic reticulum organization; membrane organization
Cellular component (GO): endoplasmic reticulum; membrane
Molecular function (GO): ATPase activator activity
Source: RefSeq, a predicted model, not a curated record
UGUUACCCGCACGCAGGAGACGCCGGUCCUGGCACCGGGUUCCGAGUCUCUGGGAAAGGCCGAGCGAAAGUCGGGUGCAGAAGUUUCUGUCCUCGCCCCCAGGCUGUUGCGCAGUUUUCCUGGAACGUUUUUGAGCGACUGCUACCUUAGCCGUGCCUUUCCAGGUGUUUCUAGGAGGAGUAAUGGUUUAAAGAUAGGUCGACAAGUGCCGUCUUUUCUUGGAAAAAUUUUUCAGUUUUGAGCUCCUUAAGAAGGCAGCGAGUUUUAAAUUUUAAGUCACCUGUUGAGAGUCCAAAAUCGUAUCUGCAGGCGCACACACACGGGUGGAUUUCCAUUUGCAGAAUUUAUGCAGUCUUCUUUCUGGCAUUCCUGUAAAAGCUCUGUUCCGGUAGCAUUGUUCAGAAACCCAAGUGGUGCCGUGUUAUGGACAUUGAGAAAUACUCGGAUUAAGAGCUGGGACGACGUUCUGAUCCGCCGCGUCCAAGGAGGGGUGCAGCCCGGCUGCGUCGUGGAGCGGAAAGAACACCCGAAGGGCUCCCCUGACGUUGACAGUUCACAGUUUAAGACCCUGCUAGAAUUUGUAAGUAUGUGAAGCAUUCCCAGAGGCUUCAACCAACUCAGCAUCAGCUACUUCUCUGUGACUGGGUCCCGAUUAAGGUCUUCCCAAGAAAGACUUCAUUGGAUCCACAUUCAAGAGGACUCUACCAGGUUUUCCUGACCCCCCUACAUCGCUGUAAAGUGCCAAGGCCUUAAGACUUGGUCACUGUAUAAAUGCCUUGUUUCCUGGGUCCACGGGAAGCAUGAGUCUGUUGGGACUUGGGACAAGAAGAAAACAAGACAUCUUCACAAGAAAAACCAGACACUAACAAAAAGUAUCCCAAAGUCUGAAGAGCUAGAAAACAAACAUGGCGGACAGAGGACUUAGGGAUCCUGCAGAGGCCCCUCAAAAGGAUUUGAAAAAUGACGUAUCAAUAAGUCCUCAGGCACAGGAGACCACAGUCCCCGAAAGUACCGUUGAAGAAGCUCAGACCCCAGACUCUGCGUCUGGUCUCAAUGACGUCGUCCACCAAGAGGUAGAAAUCAUAGAUACAGGAAGUGCAGACACAGAUGAUCAAUCAGACAGUCCAGAUGGGACAAAUUAUGGGAACUAUCCAAAGGCUAAAACACAACAUGAGAACAACCAGAGUUUUCAGGAAGAACAGAACCUACCAGAACCCACCAGAUCUCCAAGUGACAGCGUAGAAAGAGAAGAUGCAGUCUUAUUGAGCGGCUCUGCAGCCCUGCCUGAGGAGGUGAGCAGCGGACCUGGAGUUUCACCGGAGCCACCUGCCGCAGACCCUCGGGGUGCCCCGAGCCCUGAGCAUUCCCCUGCAGCGCCGGAGAGCCAGGCUACCGUGAGGAGGCGACUGCUGGCAUCAGAGGCUGAGAGUCAUCAGCAAGAAACACAAGAGUUGGAAGAAAACAAAGAGAAUGCACUGGAUACCAUAAGAAAGAUGGAUAAAAAGGAUCUUUUGAGUUAUGGCUCCAUCUUUCUUUGCUCCCUGGUUAUGACUGUUGUUUUGAUAAGUUUUGUUAAUAGCUACUGUUCCUCUCCAGCCCAGCAAGUGCCCAAAAAUCCAGCUUUAGAGGCCUUUUUGGCUCAGUUUAGCCAAUUGAAGGAUAAAUUCCCAGGCCAGAGCUCCUUCUUGUGGCAGAGAGGACGUAAAUUUCUCCAGAAGCACCUCAAUGCUUCGAACCCCACCGAGCCAGCCACCAUCAUAUUUACAGCAGCUCAAGAGGGAAGAGAGACCCUGAAGUGCCUGAGUCACCUCGUCGCAGAUGCCUACACCUCCUCCCAGAAAGUCUCCGCCAUUCAGAUCGACGGGGCUGGAAGAACCUUGGAGGACAGUGACACGGUCAAGCACUUGGUUGACAUGGAGCUGAGCUCGGGAUUCGAGAAUGGCCAGAAGGCUGCUGUGGUACACCACUUCGAAUCCCUUCCCGCGGGCUCUACCCUGAUCUUCUACAAGUAUUGUGACCAUGAGAAUGCUGCCUUCAAAGACGUGGCCCUGGUGCUGACUGUUCUCCUGGAGGAGGAAACGUUAGAAGCAAGUGUUGGCCCAAGAGAAACUGAGGAAAAAGUGAGAGAUUUACUCUGGGCCAGGUUUACCAACUCCGACACUCCCCGCUCCUUCAACCACAUGGACUCAGACAAGCUGAGUGGGCUCUGGAGCCGCAUUUCACACCUGGUGCUGCCCGUCCAGCCUGUGAGGAACAUAGAAGAACAGGGGUGUUUUUUUAUAAGCUAAGCACCGAGUCGGUUUCGGAAGGCACGGAUUUAUUAAAAAGUCAGUGUAAAAACCUGUUUCUGUGGAAGGAGGUUGAUGAAAAGCCUGGCAAGCACAAAGGAGCUUAUUUUAGAAAAAAAAUUUUUUUCAUUUUUUAACUUUUGUAUUAUCUUUCUAAGUUUGACAAAACGUGACCUCUUUUCCUGGCCUUUCAAGCCAAUCAGGUUUAAAAUAUGCAUAGAAUAUAUAACUUUUUUUUUUUAAUCCAAAAAUAUAGCCACAGAAUCAUUUCAUGAGAAGAUAAAACCUUCUCAGAAUGACUACAGAGUGAUUUUUGUUUUCUUGAUUAACGAGCCUUUUGGCUAGUGUUGGACUUGGACUAGAGCAAUUACAGUUACGAAGCAAUGGUAAUUAAAAACUUUUUUCUAUCACAUCUUAAAUAUUUUUUAAACUGAUUUUAGUAACCAGUCAUGGGAUUACAUCUUACACUAAUUUGCAUUUUUGAAUAGUUUAAAAAGAAAUAUGAAUUCAAAUACUUAGCUAUAUAUAAGGCUCUAUGCUUUUUAUUCCAUUAAUGGGCUGAGGUAAAAGUAGCUGUCCUUAAGAAAUGUUCUUAAAAAGUGGAAACAAGGGGCAGAUUGUUUAUAAUCAUUGGAAAUGAAGAAGUUCCAGUGGACGAUAUCUUUUCUUCAGCUUCUUGAAUGUUUUAGAGCAGUGGUUUCUAAGCUGUGUCUACUGACAGCUCUCCCCUUCUGAUCAGAGCAGUUCUGCUUUUGACCACUUUAUAUAGUGGGAGUCUCCCUCCAUAAGAUUUCGUUGGAACAAAGAGUUCCACUGAUAAUGAAAUUUGAAAAUUGCUGAUUAAGUGAAAAAAAAAAUUAGAAGAUAGGAAAAUAAUGAAUGUAUUAAAUCUUAUGAGUUGGAAGAAGAUGAAAUAUAGGUUUAUUGUACAGACGUGCUAUUUAUGAAAGAUAAAGACGUACAGAUGAAAAGAAGAAUGUAUAAGUUAGUAUUUGGUAAGCAUAUUUCUGACGCUGUUGUUAAUUUCUGUUGACCAUCAUUUCUGUCUCCCCUGAAUGGAAUUUUAUAAUUGUCUAGGAUGAGAGUUUGAGUGCCAUUUAAGCAGAAUGCAGAUUUUUAAGAACUAAUUGAACAGUAGGUUUUAUAUGGGUACAGUAACUAACUGCACCAUGCUGUUUACUUGUUACACAGUGAUGGAACAUUAUAUAAUGCAGCUCAUUUCUCGACUAGAUGGUUAGAAAUACCAUUAGGCUAACAAUUAAAUGCAAGAGGUAUUAUACUUUGCAAAAGGAAGCAGACAUGGUAAAUAGAUUCUAAGAGGUUUUAGUGACCAAUAUUAGUUGUUGAACCGUGUUCUGUGAUUAUAAGAAAGAUUGAGAACAGUGUUCAUGGAGAUAGUAGUUGGUGGGCCUUGCAGCUCUGAAGGCAGAACUCUACUAAAAUUAUCUUGACCUAAGGAAAGGUCUGUUCCAUGACACGGCAUACCUGGGGACUAUUACAAUGAUCUUGGAAUAUUGCAACUAAAUUUUGGCAUCUGCUGUUGUGAGAGUGGAAUAUGUAUGUAUAUAUAAUAUAUAUGUGUGUGUAUGUAUAUAGAUCUUCCUAGUGUUUCCAGAACGCUUCCAUCCUUUAAUCAUGUGACUUCCUUCAUGCUUUAAGCAUUUUGACGAUUAAAGCAUGAAGGAAGUCACAUGAUUAAAACAUGGAAGGAUUUUUUGAAACACUAGGAAGAUACAGGGAUCUUUAUUGAUCCCGAAAAGGAGAUUACGGAGACAUGGGAGAGGAACCUAUUGGAAAAUAUCUGUCACAGGAAAAACAUAUCAAUCUGUUCUAACCGGGGCCUUAAGGUGGUGUUCAGUUGAGUGUAGGGACGUACCUGAAAGAACUAUUUACAUUUGCAACUUUGUGAAGGAAUCUCUCAAGUAGAUUUGAGGAAAGACCUGCCUGAACAAAAAGACAAAGCAUAGUAAAUAUCAUAUCAGUAUCAAUCCAAUAUAAAAUCAGAGAAAAUUGAAGAAAAAUUAUAUAUCACGUUUGAAUUUUUUUCUGUAUUUCUAGAUCUCAGGUGCCAGCUAGUGUUCUGUCACACAAAACCAAUGGUGCCUUGUAGAAUUGUUCUGAUGGCCUGCUGACCUGUGCUACCUCAGAUCUAUGAAGAACCAGUAUGAAAUGUGUAUAACGAUUUCCUCUAUCAGUGAUUUGAAUCACCGAUGAAACAAAAACUUUUGUUUCUUCAUUCAGUUGAAUGUGGUUUUUCAUCACUUCCUUUCAAUAUAAUUUAGCAAAAGCUUUUAAAAUGGCACUUUUUUUUUUUUAAUGUUCAGGCUUUGUUAAAAAAACACUUUUCCUUCCUUGUAUAAGUGCAAUCAACUAAAACUAUUGUCAGUUUUCUAUCUACUAUUUCAAAACUUACUUUUUAAAAAGAAGCAGUAUAUUCGUUUUGGCUCUGUUCAUGAA